AUGUCGUGGGUGAAAGAAUCAAAACUUUCCUGGCCGCAAUGGCUCGCAGCAAAAGUGAUGACAGCCGGUCCACUUCCGCGACACGUCGGAUUUAUCAUGGACGGAAACAGGCGAUAUGCAGCCAAGAGGAACAUGGACAAAGUUCGUGGACACGUAGAAGGAUUUGAUCGUCUUUCUGAUGUGCUCAAUUGGUGCCGUGAGCUAGGAAUCCGCGAAGUUUCCGUGUAUGCAUUUAGCAUCGAAAACUUCAAAAGGAGCGUGGAUGAAGUAAACGCUUUGAUGAAGCUGGCGUGCGAUAAGGCGGAACUUGUAAUUGAGGAACGAGAUAAAUUUGCUGAAGUGGGUUUGAAAAUUCGUUUUUUUGGAGAUUUUUCGCUCCUGACGGCAGAAGUUCGAGAGCAUCUCUCUCGUGUCAUGGAAACAACGAAGCGUAACAGCAAUUUUGCGUUAAAUAUUUGUUUUUCUUACACUGGACGUAACGACAUUUUGAGGGGGGUGAACAACGUGCUAAGAGCUGUACGAGAGGAGAUUUUGGAACCGUCGGAUGUUUGUUCCGGUGUUGUAGACCUAUCCUUAGACACUUGUGAUUCCCAACCGCUGGAUUUGGUCGUCAGAACUUCAGGCGAAGUUCGCUUAUCCGACUUCAUGUUGUGGCAGAGCGAUUUUGCUGUGAUUCAUUUCACCCGUGUGCUGUGGCCUGAACUGAGUUUCUGGCAUAUUCUCGGAGCUGUACUUCAUUUUCAAGUUCAUUUACCGUUUAUUCAGGAUCUGAAGCAGAAGCAUGAAAACGGAAAAGACAAAUUAUGUCGAGAUGUUCGUAAAACGCAAGACUUCCUGCAGAACGUUCGACUGAUAUCUGUCACGGAGGAAACAAAAAAGAUUCCCAACAUGGGUCAUCGUGGCGGGCAACUAAUGGAUGAGAUAAGUCGAUUCGAGGCGGAAAUCUCCCGCAGCACUAAUGCAUUUGCUGGGCCCCCGUCGACAGCGUUUAUCCCGCAUCAAUUGCAGACCAGUAGUGAAUAUCACAACCAUGGAUGGUCAACCAUGUAUCCGUCUGCUCAUUACCAUGCAUCUGGCCACUUUCCGGAGCAAAUUUCAGAACCAGUAGAAAGAGCGGACUCCGCAAAUGCUACUCCAACCCCUGCAGUUAUUAUGGCUGCCCCCAAGAGAUACGGUCCCGUACAGCCAGAGUUGCCGCUUGUCGCCUCAACGUCGUCCACAUCUUAUUACAAGCCCUCGUCAGCAGUUGUUCCUGCUGCUGCUCCGAAUCCCAUUUCGAAAACUCUGAAGCAGUCGACCAGCGAUAAUGGAUUUUUUUCAGUUUAUCAGUAUAAUCCUGACGGAAGCAAACGCAGAAUGAAGAAAUGUAUUCGAACGGCUGGUGGGCAGAUUUGGGAUGACACUUCAUUGAAUGAAUGGGACCCAGAUGACUUCCGAUUGUUUUGUGGAGACUUGGGUAACGACGUGAAUGACGACGUGUUGAUGCGGACUUUUUCGAAAUAUCCGUCGUUCACCAGAGCAAAAGUUGUGAAGGAUAAAAGAACGAAUAAAUCCAAAGGCUAUGGGUUCGUUAGUUUCAAAGACCCGAAGGAUUAUGCGAAAGCCGUUCGAGAAAUGAACGGAAAAUACGUUGGCAGUCGUCCCAUCAAACUGAAAAAAAGCAAUUGGAGGGACAGAAACUUGGACGUCGUGCGAAAGAAAAAAGUUGAGCGCGCCGCUAUGGGAUACAAAGUUUAA
Messenger RNA from Notodromas monacha, 1737 nucleotides. Lineage: Eukaryota; Metazoa; Arthropoda; Ostracoda; Podocopida; Cyprididae. The record is from the annotation of a GenBank genome assembly.